AUCGGGGCGACACAGAGGCUCGUGGGACUUGACAAUACGGCUACACCCGCACCCAAAUGCGCACCAGCCCCACUCAACUUCCUAUCCCUAAACGCCAAGGGCUUAAACUCCUCUGAAAAGAGGUCACAUGCACUACACCUCUGUCAGAAAGCGAGAGCCCAUGUGGUCUAUCUCCAAGAAACUCACUUUAAAAUCGACUCUAUACCGAAACUCUGUAACCACAUAUACACCCAGGGAUUCUACAGCAAUAACCCGGACGGGAAAUCUAAAGGGACAGCAAUACUCCUACACAAAUCCAUACCCUUCGUAGCUGACUCGACCACAACGGAUAACUCGGGCAGAUAUGUAUUUGUUAGGGGUAAAAUCCUGGACGAAACCUAUACCUUUGCCAACAUCUACGCCCCAAACACACGACAGGACAAAUUCCUUCAGGACACACUCCGGGCCCUCCACGACUUCACGACAGGCUGUCUGGUCCUGGGAGGGGACUUCAACAUCGCCUUACACCCGACGAUGGACGCAUCCAGGGGCCACUCAUCGACACCCCUCCCCACACCGCUCAAAAUACGGAAACUUCUCCACCAGUACGGCUAG
This is a messenger RNA of Pelobates cultripes (western spadefoot toad), 594 nucleotides long. Lineage: Eukaryota; Metazoa; Chordata; Amphibia; Anura; Pelobatidae. The record is from the annotation of a GenBank genome assembly.